This is a messenger RNA of Chara braunii, 1756 nucleotides long. The record is from the annotation of a GenBank genome assembly. Lineage: Eukaryota; Viridiplantae; Streptophyta; Charophyceae; Charales; Characeae.
GUCUUCUUGCUGGUCGCCGCCCUGCUCCCAUAACCCCCCUCGGCCACCCUUGCUGGCCUCCAAUUAAGUGCUCAAGGUUCAGAUCGGCGGUCUGACCCUUGCUGGUCCUAUGGUCGCUGUUUUUUUCCUUCGUCACGGUCGGUGAGGAGAUCGAAACUUUUUCCCGCCAUAGGGUCAAGGAAAUCGUCCUGCUUUCCCCCCGAAAAAAAAAAGAAGAAAUCGUCCUGUUUUGCCCUUCACUUUUUCCUUAACUUUUUCCCGCGCAUAGGGUCAAGAAAAUCGUCCUGAACUUUUUCCCGCGCAUAGGGUCAAGGAAAUCGUCCUGGUUUUCCCCGGAAAAAGAAAAAAAGAAAUCGUCCUGUUUUGUCCUUGCUGAAACCAUGGAGCGGGGAGUUGGUGGAUUGAGCAAACCGGAGUACCUCGAGAAAGGUGUGGAUUACGACGAGGGUGUUUUCAAGAACACCCGGGGAAUGUCCCUGUUCACAUCGACAUGGCUUCCUUCGGGAAAAGAGCUGAAGGCGCUUCUCUUCUUCUGCCAUGGCUAUGGUGGAGAGUGCUCCGUAUCCAUGGGCGAAACUGCGUUGCGGUUUGCGACUGCCGGAUAUGGGGUUUUCGGGGUGGAUGUUGAAGGCCAUGGCCGCUCGGAGGGCCUCCGAGGUUUCAUACCAGAUGCAGAGAAGAUGGUAGGGGAUUGCGUGGACUAUUUCAAGACAGUGAGGGAGAAAGCGGAGUUCAAGAAGAAGGCAAGGUUCCUGUACGGGGAGUCGAUGGGGGGCGCAACUUGUCUGCUGAUACAUCGGAAGGAGCCUGGAGUGUGGAACGGAGCCAUUCUCGUGGCGCCGAUGUGUAAGAUAUCGGAGAAGAUGAAGCCUCCCGCGAUCGUGACACGUGUCUUAACGAUGGUGGCGGCUUUCGCUCCCAGGUGGCAGAUUGUGCCGAUCAAAGACCUCGUCGAUAGUUCUAUCAAGGAGCCAGCCAGACGAGAGUUGGUGCGAUCGAAUGCGUACAAUUAUAAGGACAGACCGCGUUUGGGAACAGCACUGCAGAUGUUGAAAGUGAGCACGGAUCUGGAAGCUCGCCUGGAGGAGGUGACCAUCCCCUUCCUCCUGCUCCACGGAGAGGCGGAUGCCGUAACGGAUCCCGCGGUGUCGCAGGCGCUGUACGAGGUGGCCAAGAGUGUCGACAAGACGUUCAAGGUGUACCCAGGAAUGUGGCAUGCACUGACAACAGGAGAGCCAGAGGACAACGUGGCGAUGGUCUUCCGGGACAUUUUCGAGUGGCUGGAGUCUAGGUGCAUGGUGGGGAGUUUGACCUCUCAGCGAAAGCAACAGCAGCAGUAGAUGGUAGGACGCAGUAGUUGCUGCCAGAACAGUAGUCAGAUUGGACCCAGAGCGAGAACCACUGUCUGCACACACACACACACACACACACACACACACACACAGAGAGAGAGAGAGAGAGAGAGAGAGAGAGAGAGAGAGAGAGAGAGAGAGACGGUGCGUGACAGCGCUGCGUGUGGCGCUGCCGUGUGUCGCGACCAGAUUCGUGGCAGGUGGGCACAGUGAGGAAAAAUCUGGCCGCGCCACACGGCAGGGCGUCAUUCCCAGUCUCUCUCUCUCUCUCUCUCUCUCUCUCUCUCUCUCUCUCUCUCUCUCUGUGUGUGUGUCUGUGCUCGGGCCAUGUUGGGACGGGCGGGGGGACGUGUUUGCGGCACAUUGGUUUGACUGACUGUGACCAAUAAAUGUGGCCAGAUCCG